AGCUGUCUUUUUUAUUUACGCAAAAAAUUCUGAGCUUUUCUUCAUUUUCCAUUUCUGCUAUCUUUCUCUGCUCAUAUCCAUUUUUCUAAUUUUCCCUUUUACUCCAUUCAUAUUAAUCAUCAUUUAUAUGUGAUAAAGGUGGAGAUACAGAGACAGAUUUUGGGUAACUAAAAGAAGAAGCUGAGGGAAUUGCUGAGAAGGGCGAUUUGGGUUUUGAAGAAUGAGUGCUUCUAGGUUCAUAAAGUGUGUCACUGUGGGCGAUGGUGCUGUGGGUAAAACUUGUCUCCUCAUUUCAUAUACCAGCAACACUUUUCCCACUGAUUAUGUCCCAACUGUAUUUGACAAUUUUAGUGCAAAUGUGGUCGUCGAUGGGAGCACUGUUAAUCUGGGGCUCUGGGAUACUGCAGGUCAGGAGGAUUACAAUAGACUAAGACCGUUGAGCUAUCGUGGGGCAGAUGUAUUUAUACUGGCAUUUUCUCUCAUUAGCAAGGCGAGCUAUGAAAAUGUUUCCAAAAAGUGGAUUCCUGAAUUGAGGCAUUAUGCUCCUGGAGUUCCAAUUAUUCUUGUUGGAACAAAGCUAGAUCUCCGAGAGGACAAGCAAUUCUUUGUGGACCAUCCAGGUGCUGUUCCACUUACCGCAGCUCAGGGUGAGGAGCUGAGAAAGUCGAUUGGUGCUGCAGCUUACAUUGAAUGUAGUGCAAAAACACAACAGAACAUUAAGGCCGUUUUUGAUGCCGCCAUUAAGGUGGUCCUACAACCACCCAAGCAAAAGAAGAAGAAGAAGAGAAAGGGUCAGAAAGCCUGCUCUAUCUUGUGAUUUCUAAAAACAUUAGCUGAGCGAAAGGAGAUGUAGAUUGUUUAUCAACGUCUUCCAAGUUCAAAGAAUGCAACAUAAGGUUCAAUAUUGUUAGUCUUGACUGACUAUAACUGGAAAACAUCAACCUGCAGUUAUCCGUAUGCUUAUAGGCCGAGAUGUAUAUUUGUGAUCCGAAGUAUGGUUAGGCGUACAAAUGUGCAAAAAUCAUCUCAGUUCGUUUUAAGUCUGUAUAAUCUAUUAUGUAACCCUAGUAUGAUGAUUUCUUGUCUUUGCAUCUGCUAUAUGUUGUUGUAAUGUAGAUUGUCCAACAAGUUUGAAUUGCUAUUGUCAUUGUUUCGAAACAUAAAAAUGGUGUUGUUUGAA
Molecule: messenger RNA, 1180 nt
Organism: Solanum dulcamara
Lineage: Eukaryota; Viridiplantae; Streptophyta; Magnoliopsida; Solanales; Solanaceae
Product: rac-like GTP-binding protein 5
Exons: 8
Coding region: 221-817 (198 amino acids)
Biological process (GO): small GTPase-mediated signal transduction; regulation of cell shape; actin filament organization
Cellular component (GO): cytoplasmic vesicle; plasma membrane; nucleus
Molecular function (GO): protein kinase binding; GTP binding; GTPase activity
Source: RefSeq, a predicted model, not a curated record